CCCCACACGGACUUCAGCAGGGUGAAGACUGGGAAAAGUCAGGGGCCCGUGGCGGGACGAGAUGGACCAGCUUGACCCUCAAGUUCCUGGCAGGCAGAAGAGGGGAGUGGUGUUGUGUCACCGUGUGUGGCAGAUUUAGGCCGUGGACCUGGUGGUAGGGCGUCUAUGGAGUCCAGAGACUCUCAGGUCCAGUGACUGAGGGUCGUGCGAAUUUGCGACCAUUUGUAUGACAAUGGUCGCGUUGUAUGUUCUUGUGACCGUUUGAUUCUGACCCUGCAGUUUUUUCAGAUACUGUGUGCUUUUGUCAAUUCUUUGUGUGUUUCUGCUUUUCGGACUCGAGCCUGCUACAAUAUUGAAACUUACAAGGUUCCGUUUAUAAACCACAGUCACCAAGAUAUUAAAUGGGAGGAAUUUUAAACGUUUGUGAAUCCAUGUAACUGAAACACCCAUGCUUUUUAAUUCUCUGUUACUCCACUACUGCCCUAAAGAUUUUUCCUUUUUUUUUUCAGCAUUUCAUAUGGGUCAGGCUCUGACUUGAGAAGAAAUAAAAAACCAUUGACAAUGAAAGUUGAAGACUCUGCAGUAAUUUUGCAGAAGAGACUAAAAUGGAGAAAAUGCCUCUGAAAACACUAGCCCAGUGCUUUUCUGCUAUGAUAGGCUGGCAAUGAGAACGAAAUGCUGCAGACUACAGCAUGCUAAAUAUCAGGAACUUGUAGUUGUUGGAGAUUAUCAGAGAGGCUACUGACUCAUAAGCUUACCAUGAAGCUAUAUAAAGCCCGUAGGACUAUAGUACCUCUAGGAUGUCUUCCUUUCACUAGAUGAUAUUGGGCGCUGUUUCAGAGAGUGUGAAUUGGUCUGGGAAGGGACAAGAAACUCCCAAACACUACGUAAAACGAACGUGCCCUCCAAAUGAGUUUUGUUUGUAUUUUGUCUUUACCAAUAGUAAAUUUUUUCCUGUCUUCUGUAAGAAUUAUUUUUGCUUAUCAUUUUGUUAAGAGAUGAUAAAAGAACAGAAUUGGGUGUUCUAUGUCCAUCCAGCUUCCUGAUUUUUUAUACUUGGAGAUUUGUCUAGAUCUCCUUUUAUUUCUGUUAACUUUGCCUUAUAUAUUUUGAAGCUCUCUUAUUGGAUGGAAUACAUCUUGAGUUGUUUGAAUUGUAAUAAUUUCCUGUUGGAUCAGUCCUGUUGGAGUUUACUCUUUAUUUAUAAUGGCUUUUUUUUUUAAUUCUUGGUCUAUUUUGAUAUUACUAUAGUUUAACCAUCCUUCUUUUGGUUAGUGCAUGGUUUAUCUCUAUCCUUUUGUUUUUAACCUGUUUUAUUUUUAAAGCAUGUCUGUUAUUAAACAGCAUUAUUUUAAGAUCAAUAAUGACAAUCUUAAUCUUUAAUUUGACAUAUUUAGUGAAUUACAUUUAAUGUAAUUGGAUUUUGGUCUACCACCUUAGAAUAUGUUUUCUUUUUUGGCCUAGCUUUUAAUAUUAAUUUUUUAUUUUGAGAUAAUUCUAGAUUUGCAUAAUUCAGAGAUCCUGUGUGCCCUUUAUCCAGUUUCCUCCAAUGUCAUCCAAGGACACUGCCAUUUCCCAAGAGAAGAGCCAAGAAGAGGAAAGAAUGGCUGUUGGACUUCUUAAAGCCAUGUACCAGGAGUUGGUGACCUUCAGAGAUGUGGCUGUAGACUUCUCCAGAGAAGAGUGGGAUUGUCUAAAUUCUUCUCAAAGGCAUCUGUACAGUAAUGUGAUGUUGGAGAAUUAUAGGAUCUUGGUGUCCCUAGGACUUUGCUUUUCUAAGCCAAGUGUGAUAUUAUUAUUGGAACAAGGGAAAGAGCCCUGGAUGGUGACGAGAGAGCUGGCCAAAGGCUUGUGCUCAGGCUGGGAAUCUAGGUGUGAGACUGAAGAAUUAACCUCAAAGCAAGAUAUUUAUGAAGCACAGUCAUCCCAGAAGAUUCUAGAAAAACUUACAAGCUGUGGCCUUGAGUAUUCCAGUUUAAGAGAAGAAUGGAAAUGUGAGGACCAUUUUGAGACACAGCCAGUAAAUCAGAAGGCAUGUUUCAAGGAAGAGACAAUCAUUCAUGAAGAACCCCUUGUUAAUAAAAGAGCACAAGAAUAUAACAAAUCUUGGGGAAAUUUCCAUCUGAACACACUGCUUCAUACACAACAGAUAACCACCAAAGAGGAGAAAGUACAUAAACAUGAUACACAUAAGAAAAGCUUUAAAAAAAAUUUAAUGGCCAUUAAGCCCAAGAGUAUCUAUACAGAGAAAAAACUGUUGAAAUGUAAUGACUGUGAAAAAGUCUUUAGCCAGAGCUCAUCUCUUACUCUUCAUCAAAGAAUUCAUACUGGAGAGAAACCAUAUAAAUGUGUAGAAUGUGGAAAAGCCUUCAGCCAGAGAUCAAAUCUUGUUCAACACCAGAGGAUUCAUACUGGAGAGAAACCCUAUGAAUGUAAGGAAUGUAGGAAAGCCUUCAGUCAGAAUGCACACCUAGUUCAGCAUCUGAGAGUUCAUACUGGAGAAAAACCUUAUGAAUGCAAAGUGUGUAGGAAAGCCUUUAGCCAGUUUGCUUACCUUGCUCAACAUCAGAGAGUUCAUACUGGAGAGAAGCCUUAUGAAUGUAUUGAAUGUGGAAAAGCAUUUAGCAAUAGAUCAUCCAUUGCUCAACACCAGAGAGUUCAUACUGGUGAGAAACCUUAUGAAUGUAGUGUCUGUGGGAAAGCAUUUAGCCUUCGUGCAUACCUUACUGUACACCAGAGAAUACAUACUGGAGAGAGACCCUAUGAAUGUAAGGAAUGUGGGAAGGCUUUCAGCCAGAAUUCACAUCUUGCUCAACAUCAGAGAAUUCAUACUGGAGAAAAACCUUAUAAAUGUCAAGAAUGUAGGAAAGCAUUCAGCCAGAUUGCCUACCUUGCCCAACAUCAAAGAGUUCAUACUGGAGAGAAACCCUAUGAAUGUAUUAAGUGUGGGAAGGCUUUUAGCAAUGACUCAUCCCUUACUCAGCAUCAGAGAGUUCAUACUGGAGAGAAGCCUUAUGAAUGUAACGUUUGUGGAAAGGCUUUCAGUUACUGUGGAUCCCUUGCCCAACAUCAGAGAAUUCAUACUGGAGAGAGACCCUAUGAAUGUAAGGAAUGCAAGAAAACUUUCAGGCAGCAUGCACACCUUGCUCAUCAUCAGAGAAUCCAUCUUGGGGAGUCACUCUCACCACCCAAUCCAGUCAAUCACCAAGUUCUCUAGACACUAUCUCAUAAAUAUAUCCAGAAUUUAUAUUCUUUUUUUUCUAUCUCUAAAGUCACCGUAGAUUCAUCUCACCUCAAUCACCAUACUGUAGCUUUCCAAGAGGUCUUCCUAGAUCAACUUUUGAUCCCCUUAAAUUCAUUCCCACCAUGCCCCAAACUGAUUUUUUUGAGUAUAAGAAUACAUCACUGCCUCCAGUUAAAACUUUUUUUCUUUUUUGGCUUAUUAUUUUCUUAAGCUAAUAUCCUCAGUCUUUAAAUUGUCUAUGAGGUGCUUCAUUAUCUGGUUCUUACAUACCUUUCAGUCUUAUUUUAUUUAUUCCAGUCUCCUUCACUGAGCACUAGGCACUUCCCAGGACUAAGAGCUUAGAUUCUGGAAAAUCAGCUCUACAACUGCUGUGGCAUUGUAUGACUUUGAGUAAUUUGUUUGACUUAUCUAAACCUCAGGGUUUUCUUUAAUUCUUAAAAUAGGGAUAAUAAAGGAUACUGUAUUGUAGAACUGUGAUUAUUAAAUGAUAUAGUGUCUGUUGUAGACUGAUGCAUAUAAAGGAAUAAAUUUGCAUGUAAAGUGCUUCACGUAGCACAUCAAUUAUAGCAGAUAUUCAAUAAAUCAUAAUAGCUAACGUGUAUUGAGUGUCUACUCUGCACCAGGCACUGUUCUACAUACUCAGCAUAUGUUAAGUUACUUACUCCACAGCUAGAACAAAAUUCUUCAGUGGACAAAGUAGAACAUCCCUGGGAAGCAGCAGGUCAGAAUUAAGAAAACCUAAACAUUUUAGAAACAUAAGUGGGAGUCUUUGCACUCUAGAUAUGUAAUCAGGAUAGACAAGUAGUAGAACUGCUAACACCUACAACCAGUUUUAGGAAGUUUCUAAAGAGAAUUGGAUAAACAAUAUAAGGAGAAUGAUGAUUGAGAAGAAUACAGAACUCACAUUUAGAUCAAGAAAAGAAUAGAGGAUCACAACUCCAAAAAACCAAUAAACAUAGAAAUUCAUACUGUCCCAUAAAAAUACACCAGGCCCACGCAAUUGUAUGGGUGAAUCUAAGUAAUUUAAGAAGCAUUUAAAUUGUUCUACACCACAGAAAAAGUAUAAAGUUUGUGAAUGUUUUAGCCAGUGGUUGUAAAAUUUAAACCAAAUAGGAAUUGAGGGUAAAAAGCUACAGACAAAUAUAUAUAGGGUUUCCUAU
Panthera uncia (snow leopard) is the source of this 4404-nucleotide messenger RNA. It is a transcript of the gene ZNF570, whose product is annotated as zinc finger protein 570. Gene Ontology annotation, biological process: central nervous system development; regulation of transcription by RNA polymerase II. NCBI's taxonomy places the organism in Eukaryota, Metazoa, Chordata, Mammalia, Carnivora, Felidae. The record is from RefSeq and is a predicted model, not a curated record. Gene Ontology annotation, molecular function: RNA polymerase II cis-regulatory region sequence-specific DNA binding; DNA-binding transcription activator activity, RNA polymerase II-specific. The transcript is spliced from 5 exons. Gene Ontology annotation, cellular component: nucleus. Bases 1550 to 3217 code for a protein of 555 amino acids.